Molecule: messenger RNA, 4127 nt
Organism: Annulohypoxylon truncatum
Lineage: Eukaryota; Fungi; Ascomycota; Sordariomycetes; Xylariales; Hypoxylaceae
Exons: 1
Coding region: 430-3549 (1039 amino acids)
Biological process (GO): regulation of DNA-templated transcription
Cellular component (GO): nucleus
Molecular function (GO): DNA-binding transcription factor activity; transcription cis-regulatory region binding
Source: RefSeq, a predicted model, not a curated record
GACGCGACGUAGCCUAGAUAUCGUCAACUCGACGCGCAUUCAUUUUAACAACCUGUGUGCGACAUAUACCUAUCCACUUCACUCACGACAAUCGAUAAUCGCAAAUACAUACGAAACCAUACCUUCUUAUCGCCUCUAAAUUUUGCAUAGGCUACUCUUUAGUAGAAGUCUAUCAAUUCUAUAUUAAGGUUAUCACGGCGCUUUUCACAUAAUCGCACAACAUCGUCUUUGUCCCUUCCCUCUUCGAGCCUCCCCCUUCAUUCCUCCUUUAUUAAUCCCCUCGCUCCUUCCACUGCACUUCUCUCUUUCUCUAAGAAUAGUGGAUCGCCUUCCCAUUUCGGCGACUCUCAGCUUCCUCGUCGCGGGUUGCGACCCACUUCUCGCUCACACAUAUGGCCUGAUAUGUAGGGACAUGACGAUGCACUAGUCAUGGGAAAUCAAAACAGUAAGGAAGUGAAGGCUGAGUCGGAUGGUGAGGAAGGAACCUUUGGAUCUUCACCUUUUGGGUCUCGCAACCCGUCGCCUUCGCCUCGUCCAUCCCCCGACAUUGUCUUUUCCAGUCAAGUUCAUUCGUCUACACCGAAGAACCGUCAUUUUCCAUCCAAGUCUACGAUAAAAUCCGAUCAAUAUUUGACGACUCAUCGACGCCGCGUAUCCGCACUCAACAGCGACAGCCCUCACACAUCUCCCUCAAUAUCUGAUAUCAAACGCGAGAAACCUGAAUCACCCGAAGAGAAGAAACACGUCUCAACACCAACUUAUAGACCUGGAUUUAAAACCGAGAGGAAAUCUAGCGAUUCGCCCAACCCGCCGUUGCCAACGCAUACCCCUUCAGAUAUUAAGGCAAUACAGAAUACAGAAGACGAUAUGGACGAUUUUCCUUCAUUUGGCGAACCACCAUCGUCCAAGUCGCGUCGUCGUAGACGCAAGCGAAAGGAGAGACACCGAAAACAAGUACAACAACUCGCCUCUCCCAAUCUAGGCAACGACCAAGAAGAUCCAAAUUCGUCUUUAUAUUCUAACAACGGUGCAACCGUCGACCCUACUCCUUCUAAGAAUCGACCGUCUAAGAGGCGCAAGACUGCGACACCGGGUAGUCAAUCCAGAAAGAAGAAGCAAAAGUACAGUCAUGAUGAGGAUAACUUGGCAGACAAUGCGAUUCCAUUCAGCAGCCUUGCCGAAAGCCUCUAUGCCAAUCAUCGCAAGAAUGGAAACUUAGAGACAAGUGAAAAUGGUCUCCAAGAUAAUAAUAAUAAUGAUGCCGAGGAGCAGCAGUCGAACGAAUCCGAUCAGGAAUCUUCCAUAUCUCACCAGUCGGCUUCUGACUCAAAUACGAAUAACGUUGAUCUCGACUCAGCAUCUAUCGCACAUUCGGAUGCAGUUCCUAGCGACGACAUAAAAGCAGAUCCUUCUAAAGAUGACGCCACGUCCCAUAGCGGAAGCCAGCCUAACAGCUCUGGAAACCUUUCUGGAGACAACGAUUCUUCAUCAGAAGUUGCUCGGUCAGAUGAUCAAGAUAAGAUGGAUAUCGAUGGAGAAGGCCCGAGUAAGGAUGAAUCCGAAGAUAGUGAUGAAGAUAAUGAGAAAGUCAGCGAUGGUGAAGAGAAUGAGAGUCAUUCCAUUCAUGCUGACCCUAAUUCCAAAUCCACGUCAGUAGGUGCAGAUGCUAUUAAUGAUAGCGAGUAUCAUCUAGAUAAUGAGGAGGAGUUACCGGAUAAUCCCCAAACCGUCGAUUCUCGACCUAAGCAAAAUUCGGCACGAAAGCGUGUCGUCAAACCCACAUUCUACGAACGCCUAGCAGAAGGAAGUUCCAAUGGUACCACGGCCCAUGGUUCAUCUUCUCCCGUUGCCGGCCCCUCAACCUCAAGAUCGACAGGAAGGAAGCAGGCCAAAAUUUCAACCAUGCUCAAAGGCAAUGCCGAAGACAGUCCAGGACCAAAGACGCCCUCACAAAAGCGAAGCGCCCCCUUCAAAACACCCAAAUCCGGACCUCACGAAUUAGUCACCGGUCCGUUUAGCGACUUUGAACUUCGCAAUCUCACUCAGGCGGUUGAACGCUGGAGAGAUGACCACAAUCUAACUCAAACCCAGGUCAAUUCGCUCAUUCAAGGCAACCCCAAGGAGGUUCGCUCUCAAGAGUUCUGGGCUCGUAUCGUGGCCGUAUGUCCGAACCGUCCUCGCCAGAAGGUAAUAAAUCAAUGUCGCCGCAAAUUUCACAACUUUGUAGCCCGGGGAACUUGGACAGAAGAGCAACAAGAAGAAUUAAAGAGGGUAUGGGAGGAACAUGGCAACAAAUACGCUCUGAUUGGCAAAAUAAUCAAUCGACAUCCCGAAGACGUGAGGGACCGUAUACGCAACUAUGCUGUGUGCGGCAAAAAUCGUCGCUCAGAUCCGUGGAGUGUGGAUGAAGAAGAGAAGCUCCAAGCCAUCAUUGCCGAUGCUCUUCGGGUGAUUCGUGAACACAGAAGAGAAGGGAGAAUCAAAGUGCAGGAAGCAGAUGAAGAGCUGAUAGAUUGGCAAAGAGUCAGUGAACUGAUGGACCGGACCCGCAGUCGUCUCCAAUGCAUACAGAAGUGGAAAAUCAUGAAUCGACGAGGAGCCGAGCGCGGCAGUAUAGACGGUGGCGAGGUUAUGUCCCUGGAAGAAAUUAUCCAGAAGGCCCGGAACGAGGCGAACGCGAUGUCAAGCCGCGAACGAUUCAACAUCGUCAAUGCUGUUGACGCUUCUGAUGCAAAAGCGGAUAGCCGAAUUCCUUGGGCUAAGGUCAGAUCAGCUUACUUGGACGACCGGUGGACACGUCCUACUAUCAUGCUGGCCUGGUAUCGCUUACGACAUUCUAUUCCUGAUUGGAGUAUCAUGACUGUUCCGGAGAUCGUCACGCAGCUGAGUAAGACCUAUCAGGAGACGCGUAAACUCGAAUACCCCAGUGGCAUCGACUACGACGUCGAUACAGAAUAUGCCGAUAUGGAGCGCAAGGUUCAGAAGAUGUUGAAGGUUCACCGUACCCCAAAGACUCCAAACAUCGUUGUUAAGACCGACGAUGAUGACAGCGGGGAUGAGGGAAGUAGUGAGGAAGAUGAGGCGACCGAAGGGAAGUUAGAGGAUAACCAGAGUGACGAAGAUGAAGACGAUGAUGAAGCCAGUCAAGAGAACAGCGGUACCAGCAAGGACAAUAAACGCCAGGAGGAGGGCAGCGAAAUUGACGAGGCUUCUAAUGAUGAGUCUAAGGAUGAAGACAUUCCCAUGAAAGACGAAACGGAUGGAAAUUCAAGUGCCAGUGUUGAUCUUGGCAACAAUGCGGAGGAAAGCGUGGAUCGCGAAUCCUCUGCUGAAGCACCUUCCAUCACCAAGGUCACUCCACGAAAAAUCCGACGAAGUCAAAAACGCUAUAGCUCAUCAGCCAGAAGUGCAAGAUUCCAGAAGAAAGCCAAGCCAACUCGGGAGAUUAUCGAGGAGUCUAGCCAAGAGGAGCAAGCUCCGAACGAGGACGAAGAGCUUAGCAGCGACACGAACGCAAGCUCAGUGGAAAGCAUCCCAUUCCACUUAUAAAUGUAUAAAUUCCGUGCUUCUGUCAUUCAGGCCGUUCUUCGAUGAGUGCCUUUUGUUUCGAUAUACUCGUGACGUUAAGUACGUUUGAGGACCUGCCAUGUCCUUUGGCCCUUCCUUAAUCGGUGGCACGUGUUGAAUUGCAAUUAUUGAGCCUUGACAUAAGAUGUACCUUGUCAGUUAUCCUAUACCUUGUGUUUGCAAUUUGGCAUGCUAGUCCAAAAACUACUCGGCGUAGGCAAACCAAAUUUUCAAGUUUACUACUACUGUCGAAUCCCUCUGCUUUUUGACAAGUUACUUAGGGCACGAAGCUAGUCGGCUUUAAUCACAUGCCUAUUUCAACUACUAGGUCGAACAGGUUCAAUGAGAUCCAAACUCUUCGGUGGAAUAAAUGAAUAAUCGACGACAAAUGAGCAUACACGACGGAAGGAUACGAUGAUACCCCUUGUUUUUUUCUUAAACAUUGCUGAUGGCCGAUUCAUUCAAUCGAAGAGCUGAAUUAUUGGUACAUUUGCUGAAGGUAUUACAGUGAGAAUCCUGAUCCUUUUAAGGCCGCGGGCAAUUUGAAGAUUUUAAAUCCC